UAGGGAAGACGACGACAUCCGAUCGAAACCGGCGUGUAAAGACCGCCUGGUGUUUGAAGAAGCGUGUCGCCUAUUGGCUGAUCAUGAUGCCGCUCCACCAUUCCAUGCACCUGAUUGGAUAAAUUAAAGGCGUGCUCAUCACAAUGGUCAAGUGGCUCGAUGUUGAUUGGCCAACGCGGCUGUCAACUGGUGCGGCUGCACGUUACGCGAAGAACAACAUGGCUGCUGUUGUGGAGCGUGGUACUGUUGCAAACAACACUCAAGCAGACCCAAUGUCCUUGAAGAAAGCUGUGUCUGCGGCGUCGCCGCUCACCCUGAGAAUAGUUGCUGAAUGCUCCGUUACGAAGGCAAGAGCUUGUGAUCUCAUAUUGCCUCACAGCGCCGUCAGCACGCCGGUUUUCAUGCCUGUCGGUACUCAGGGAACUCUGAAGGGGAUCACCGUGGAUCAGCUGGAGGGGCUUGGGUGUCAGAUUUGUCUUGGGAACACAUAUCACCUGGGAAUGAGGCCGGGACCUGAGUUGAUCACCAAAGCCAAUGGUUUACAUGGGUUCAUGAACUGGAAGAAAAAUCUUCUAACUGACAGUGGAGGGUUUCAGAUGGUCUCUCUCGUUGAACUCUCAGAGGUCACUGAGGAAGGGGUCAAGUUCAAGUCACCCUAUGAUGGCAAAGAGAUCCACCUCAGUCCCGAGAAAUCCAUCAGCAUACAGAACAGUCUGGGGUCGGACAUCAUGAUGCAGCUGGACGACGUAGUCAGCAGUACUGUGACGGGACCGCGGGUGGAGGAGGCCAUGCACAGAUCCAUUCGCUGGCUGGACCGCUGCAUAGCGGCCAAUGGAAAUCCAGACAAACAGAACCUUUUUGCCAUCAUACAGGGAGGACUGAAUGCAGAGCUGCGCAAGGCUUGUCUAGACGAAAUGACUAAGCGUGAUGUUCCUGGUUUUGCCAUCGGAGGCCUGAGUGGAGGAGAGGAGAAGGACGACUUCUGGCGCAUGGUCACACUGAGCACUGACCACCUACCACGAGAAAAGCCCCGAUACCUCAUGGGUGUGGGGUAUGCCGUCGAUUUGGUUGUGUGCGUCGCUCUGGGAUGCGAUAUGUUCGACUGUGUCUUCCCCACCCGGACUGCGAGGUUUGGCUCUGCUUUGGUGCCUUGGGGAUCUCUCCAGGUUAAACACAAACAGUAUGCCAAGGACUUCCAGCCCAUAGACCCAGAUUGCCAGUGUCCCACCUGCAAAAGACAUAGUCGAGCUUACCUUCAUGCUCUUUUCAAGACAGACACCGCAGCCAUGCAUCACAUCACCAUCCAUAACGUUGCCUACCAGCUCACCCUAAUGCGCUCUGUGAGGCAGAGCAUCAUCGAGGCCCGCUUCCCCGAGUUUAUAAGGACGUUCAUGAAGCGCAUGUUUGAGUCUCCUGACCAGUACCCAUGCUGGGCUGUGGACGCUCUCGCCUCCGUCCAUGUCACCCUGGAAUAGAACACCAGAGAAAUGGGAUGAAUAUCAAGCAGUGACAGUGACAUUUUUUUUUUUUUAAAUAUAUAUAUAUAUAUUUUUUAAAUGACAUUUUUUAUGGACGAUUAUUUUCUACUCUGUGUUUGUAUUUGUGUAAAGGUGCCGUGAUGGCUGUGAGGAAAAUGGCUUUUGAUCUGAAGGGAAAAUAAAGCCUAGUUAGCUUUUACAACAACCUCACAAAUUGUCCUCAGAGCACACAUUAUGAUAAUGUGAGACUGAAUGGGGUCUUAAUGAAAAUUGAAACACAUGAACUAUCUCCUGUGAUAUGCUCAGACAGUUUUUGUUGUUACCAUGGCUACACAGCUUGGCCCACCCACUUGAAAUUAAAUGUUUUUGCCUGGCUGUCGA
Solea solea (common sole) is the source of this 1859-nucleotide messenger RNA. It is a transcript of the gene qtrt1, whose product is annotated as queuine tRNA-ribosyltransferase 1. Gene Ontology annotation, cellular component: cytosol. The record is from RefSeq and is a predicted model, not a curated record. NCBI's taxonomy places the organism in Eukaryota, Metazoa, Chordata, Actinopteri, Pleuronectiformes, Soleidae. The transcript is spliced from 9 exons. Gene Ontology annotation, molecular function: tRNA-guanosine(34) queuine transglycosylase activity. Bases 144 to 1475 code for a protein of 443 amino acids.